Messenger RNA from Bipolaris sorokiniana ND90Pr, 2610 nucleotides. RefSeq lists its product as uncharacterized. The transcript has 5 exons. Bases 1 to 2610 code for a protein of 869 amino acids. Gene Ontology annotation, molecular function: transcription cis-regulatory region binding; DNA-binding transcription factor activity, RNA polymerase II-specific; zinc ion binding. The record is from RefSeq and is a predicted model, not a curated record. Lineage: Eukaryota; Fungi; Ascomycota; Dothideomycetes; Pleosporales; Pleosporaceae. Gene Ontology annotation, cellular component: nucleus. Gene Ontology annotation, biological process: regulation of DNA-templated transcription; DNA-templated transcription.
AUGGCAGACCAGAGCCAGAUAGAUCCCAGGCUCUUUGCCAGCGCCUCAUCGGUGCCCCCGCGCUCUCAGCAGCUCUACUCGUCUGCACCCCAGCAGAACUCCGGACAUCCGUAUUACCUGCCCUCGCCCACCGCUCAACACCAUCCCCAGUCCCAGCAGCUGUCGCAAUCCGCCCCACUCGGCAGCAUACUUGAUCCCGCCCUCGAGCAGACGUCACCAACCGCACCAGAUGCAGACCACCAUGAUGACGACCACGAAGACGAAGGCGACCACGAUGGUAUUAACGAUACCCCGGGGUCUGCAAAAUCCCCCGCCGACCUGAAGCGCCCCAGGGCUUGCGAUUCGUGUCGAGGACUCAAAGUGCGGUGCGACCAAGAACGACCAGACCUACCAUGCAGACGAUGCGCAAAAGCAGGCCGGCCAUGCAUCACUACGCCGCCAACACGCAAGCGCCAGAAAAAGGCAGACAGUCGCGUAGCCGAGCUCGAACGUAAGAUCGACGCGUUGACAGCGACUCUGCAUGCGCAAAAGGCCGGAGCACCUGACGUUAGGCACCAGGGAGGCUUUCCGCAGCACGGCAUGGCACCCAUGCCUGCAGAGGGUUCCUAUCGCAUGGGAAACCUCGAACAAGAUUGGUCUAAUCCACCAACGGGUAGAUAUCCAGAUAUUCCUCCCGGCUACAGUCCAGCCCAGAGCAUACAGCGAGGACCCGAUCGAAAGCGCAGGAGGGUGGACGGUAUACACGCUUCAAUCCCGGAGGAUAUGGAUGCUAUUCAUCGUGAUCUUACAGAGCACCCCGAUAUCAAGCGUCCGGCCAAGAGCAAGAUCCAUACUGACCAUUGCCACAUCAACCCUCUGAUUGACAAUCUUAUGGCUCCCGAAAUUGCAGAGCGCGUCUUUCUUCGCUACGUCAACGAGAUUUGCCCUCAUUUUCCAGCAGUGCCCUUUCCUCCCGGCACUACAGCCCGCGAGGUCCGCGAGAAGAAGCCGCUUUUGUUUCUUUCCAUUUUGGCCGGCUCUUCACAUGGAAGUGUAGAGCAACUUGUCUCGCAAGACACUCAACGCGAGUUGACCAAGCUCCUCAAGGACCAACUUGCCGACAUCAUCUGGCGCAACGGAGAAAAGUCACUCGAGAUUGUCCAAGCAUUGCACGCAGCCGUGCUCUGGUACCGGCCACCCCUCCACUUUGAACAGCACAAUUUUUACAUGAUGGUAAAUUGCGCAGCUGUCAUGGCUCUUGACUUGGGCCUAGGAAGAAAGGCGACGCCCAAUGUUAUGAAACUUUCGGUUGGUCCAUUCCAGAGGUACCAUCCCGACUCUGGGAGUAUUGAGGCCAGAAGAACAUUUCUUGUGUGUUACUAUCUCUGCAUGAGCAUCACCAUGGUUUUGCGACGACCGAUCCUCCUUCGUUGGACCAACUACAUGGCCGAGAGUGUCCGCAUCCUCGAAACUUCUCCUGAAGCUCUUCCGUCAGACAAGCUGCUCUGCCAGCAGGUUAAGCUGGCGCACAUUGGAGAAAAGAUUUCGGUCGAGUUCCGCAUGGACGACGCUUCAGUCGAAGUUGCCAUUUCGGAUCCCAAAGUCAUCUACGCCUUGAAGAUAUUCGAGAACGAGCUUAAUGGGCUGAAAGAGGAGAAUGACAGUCUCGGUGACGUUGAUCCCACUCUACGGCUUGGGGAGCAUGUCACAGAUCUCUAUCUACAUGAAAUUGCUCUCCAUCAGAAUCAAGGCUCUGCGGAUUUGCAACCCCCGUACACCUCGGAUGCCAUUUCUUCGCCGCCGGCCUCCGGAGCUAAGAAGGAUGCACCUGUUGGUCCAGCCCAUAUUGGCGCUCUCGGAGACUGCCUUAAGGCCACGCAUGGCAUCCUUGAUACGAUACUGGGCAUCGAGCUUGACACUCUUCUGACUUUGCCUGUGAUCUUUUGCGUGCGAGCUAUAUACGCAAUCGUUUGUUUAAUGAAAAUGUGGGUGUCAGUCACAAGUUGCGGUGAAGUGGGAAGCAUCAUCAAGAAAGAGGACCUACAAAUUGAAGCCUACACCGAACAGUUGGUUUCCAUGUUCAACGCCAUCGUCUCCCGCGAUAGUCAGUCUCCGCAUGGUAAAUUCUACUUUGUCGCCAAACGCCUUCAAGAACGAUUUGCACAUAUCAAAGCAGGGGCCGACAAAGAACAACCUCCAGAUGCCGAAUACGAAUCAAGGCAAAACUCGAGCCAUGCGCCUAAGCCGUCUACCCGCCAAUCGCCUGCGAAACAAACUCCGCUUCACCUCCUGUCUGAAGUUGCAAUGGGCAGCAACAAUGUCACCCAGCAGCAACAGCAGACGCAAGCGCAGUCUCGGUCUCAGCAGCAGGCUCAAGCAGCUUUGCAAGCUCAUGCACAGCAUUCACAGCAAGCCAUGCAGUCAAACUGGUAUCCCAACAUGGCUGCACAGCCUACAGCAGAUAUGAUAGGUCUUGGCGGACAGCCUCCUUUCGAUAUGAACUUUGACUUUACGCAAUUCGACUUAGGCACUGGUUCAGACGCGGACUUGUCUGCCUUGUUCAUUCCGGAUUCAAUGGCAAUGUGGAGUUAUCCGAUCGAUCCAAACAUGCAGGGAUACACUGGAUUCUAG